CACACACUUAUACACAACAUCCCAGCUUCACCAUGCCGGCUGAUUACAAUGGGACAUGGGAGAUGGUCACCAAUGACAACUUUGAGGAUUACAUGAAGGCUUUGGAUAUUGACUUUGCCACUCGUAAGAUUGCAGUGCACCUCAAACAGACUAAGGUCAUUGUGCAGAAUGGAGACAAAUUUGAGACCAAAACGCUCAGCACCUUUAGAAACUAUGAGGUCAACUUCACUAUGGGGCAGGAGUUUGAGGAGCUCACCAAAGGUCUGGACAACAGAGUGGUUAAGACCUUGGUGACAUGGGAUGGUGAUAAAAUGGUGUGUGUGCAGUCUGGAGAGAAAGAGAACCGAGGCUGGAAGCAAUGGAUUGAAGGAGAUCUGCUACACCUGGAGAUUCAUUGUCAGGACAAAGUCUGCCAUCAAGUUUUCAAGAAGAAAAUGUAAUGCUCCCUAAAUAAGCACAUGUUCAUUCCUUGGUUUGACAUUGUGCUGUUUAUAUUUAGUAAAGCAAUUUUAAUAAACAGCUUCAACCAAACAAAUUCAUUUUGACUUGUGCACCAUUUGGGAGGAUUUUAAAGCAGAAUUACAAUGCUCAAUAGAUGGAUUGUUUUAUAUGCACAGCACUCAAUAACCCUCAGCACAAAUAUUUUUUAAGAAUUAUAAUUUAAUUAGGUGAGAAAUCAAACCUCACUAUACAAAUUUCUAUCAUGUGUCAUGAAGUGUGUUUGUGUGUUUAACCUUUCUUGCACUAUAUGCCUGUAAAAGUGACACUUCAAAUUAUCUUUGACCAUAGAAAGAACCAUUUUCACA
This is a messenger RNA of Xyrauchen texanus (razorback sucker), 806 nucleotides long. Its product is annotated as retinol-binding protein 2-like. The record is from RefSeq and is a predicted model, not a curated record. Gene Ontology annotation, cellular component: cytosol; nucleus. Gene Ontology annotation, biological process: fatty acid transport. Lineage: Eukaryota; Metazoa; Chordata; Actinopteri; Cypriniformes; Catostomidae. The transcript is spliced from 4 exons. Gene Ontology annotation, molecular function: fatty acid binding. Bases 33 to 440 code for a protein of 135 amino acids.